AUGGCAACAUUCGACCCAAUCCCAACACAUCUGGAUACUUUAGUCCGCCGUAGAGAUGGCCCAUCCUGCUGCAUGAGCAAGGAGUUUUUGAAAAAGGGCGCUUCGGUUGGAGCUAUUGAGUCGGCAUACGUGGUUCCUCCGUCUAUGAUCCGAAAUCUCGCAUCAGACGAGAGCUCCUUGUUUGAAAUCCUGGAAGCAUUCAUAUCUCCACGGAGUGUCGUUCGACUACAGUCCCUAGUUGAAAGCCAGGGCGAUUCCCAGACCGCUCUGCAGAACCUGUGGUGCUUGUCCCCAAGCAUCCACAAAGUGUUUCGUGAAGGCCAGAUAGAGAUACAGACAAGAGCUGCGAAAAUGGCUGAACUAGGAUACCCACCGGACGAGUGUGGUCGCCUGAAGUACAACGACCAAUAUAUCCUGAAGACACUUCAUCCAGAAGCACCAUCUGAUCUCUUCUACGCGGAUGGAACGGCAGUUGGCGCAGCGGACUUCUUUAAGAUGUCUACACCUGAUUCUACACUGAGCCUACCAAGCAGCUUUCUCAUCGAGGUCCAUUGCCGAUUCGCAACCGCAUUACAUCUCUUUUACAUCGAGGAUAAGAUUGCACUUGGCUGGCCGAAACCGGAAAGAAAUUUCAUCAGCCCAUUCAUCCGACGAGCUUUCUACCAGCUAGCGCGUUGUAUACCACUGUGGAUACGCAUGCGGUUCUACCUUCUCCUCUGGCCAGUUGGAUGCAGAGUCCGGGGACCUACAGGUCCAUUAUGGGUUCAGCGACUACCUUUUGGUUUAAUCAUGAAGGAAUGCAUCCGAGCUCCCCAAAGCGAACCGAACGCCCUCAGACUAGUCGAAAAGUAUACAACCAUCCCAGCCCCUCGAAUUGUCGAUGUUGGGGAAUACAACGGCAAAACAUAUCUAAUCAUGACGCGUCUACCGGGACAGCAUCUGACCGACGUGACGCAUCUCAUGUCCUACGCUGAACGCCAACGUUUUGCCGACGACCUGGCAAAGUGCGUUUCACAGCUGCGAAAAAUCCCCAACGCCACACCAUAUCUCUUCGGAAACACUGUUGGAGGUCCAGUGGUUGAUCACCGUCUCCCAGACGGACAAGCAGGCCCGUUCACCAGCGAAGCCGAUUUCAACAAUCAUCUCACGAGCCAUCUAGGAUGCGCCCCAGACGAAGUUCUCGAUGGCCUGACCAUGCGCCAGGAUCAUCGUUCCUACUUUACACAUUCCGACUUUUUUUCAUUGAACCUGCUCGUUGAGGAUGGCCGGUUGAGCGGUAUUGUUGAUUGGGAGUGCGCCGGUUAUAUGCCCGAGUACUGGGAAUUCAUCAAGGCCAAGAGAGCCGCUCACUGCCAGCCAAUUUUGGAAGCCAUCUUUGACCGCACGUUCGGGCGUACGUAUGAAAAGGAGUGGGAAAUCGAACGGAAAUUGUGGAGGUUGACACCGUUUGGGGUGUGA
Molecule: messenger RNA, 1458 nt
Organism: Penicillium riverlandense
Lineage: Eukaryota; Fungi; Ascomycota; Eurotiomycetes; Eurotiales; Aspergillaceae
Product: aminoglycoside phosphotransferase family protein
Exons: 4
Coding region: 1-1458 (485 amino acids)
Source: RefSeq, a predicted model, not a curated record